CUGUCCUCAGCUUAGGCCUGAGCCACAGAAGCUGCUCAGGGACUAUCCAUGGCCUCCCCGUGGCCAACUUGAGUCUGCUCUGCAGUUGUAGGCCCGACUUGGAAGGCCCGUGGGCUCCAGAUGAGGAAACAGGUCCAGACAGCCGAAGAGUGGUAGUGUCCAGGACACACAACUGGGCCGGCGGCGGCGGCUGCCCCGAGGGACGCGGCCCUAGGCGGUGGCGAUGGGGACCGCCCGGAUCGCACCCGGCCUGGCGCUCCUGCUCUGCUGCCCCGUGCUCAGCUCCGCGUACGCGCUGGUGGAUGCAGAUGACGUCAUGACUAAAGAGGAACAGAUCUUCCUGCUGCACCGUGCUCAGGCCCAGUGUGAAAAACGGCUCAAGGAGGUCCUGCAGAGGCCAGCCAACAUAAUGGAAUCAGACAAGGGAUGGACAUCUACGUCCACAUCAGGGAAGCCCAGGAAAGAUAAGCCAUCUGGGAAGCUCUACCCCGAGUCUGAGGAGGACAAGGAGGCGCCCACUGGCAGCAGGUACCGAGGGCGGCCCUGUCUGCCUGAAUGGGACCACAUUCUGUGCUGGCCGCUGGGGGCACCAGGUGAGGUGGUGGCUGUGCCCUGUCCGGACUACAUUUAUGACUUCAAUCACAAAGGCCAUGCCUACCGACGCUGUGACCGCAAUGGCAGCUGGGAGCUGGUGCCUGGGCACAACAGGACGUGGGCCAACUACAGCGAGUGUGUCAAAUUUCUCACCAAUGAGACUCGUGAACGGGAGGUGUUUGACCGCCUGGGCAUGAUCUACACCGUGGGCUACUCCGUGUCCCUGGCGUCCCUCACAGUAGCUGUGCUCAUCCUGGCCUACUUUAGGCGGCUGCACUGCACGCGCAACUACAUCCACAUGCACCUGUUCCUGUCCUUCAUGCUGCGCGCCGUGAGCAUCUUCGUCAAGGAUGCGGUGCUCUACUCUGGCGCCACACUCGAUGAGGCUGAGCGCCUCACUGAGGAGGAGCUGCGCGCCAUCGCCCAGGCGCCCCUGCCGCCUGCCACCGCCGCUGCCGGCUACGCGGGCUGCAGGGUGGCCGUGACCUUCUUCCUUUACUUCCUGGCCACCAACUACUACUGGAUUCUGGUGGAGGGGCUGUACCUGCACAGCCUCAUCUUCAUGGCCUUCUUCUCAGAGAAGAAGUACCUGUGGGGCUUCACAGUCUUCGGCUGGGGUCUGCCCGCUGUCUUCGUGGCUGUGUGGGUCAGUGUCAGAGCUACCCUGGCCAACACCGGGUGCUGGGACUUGAGCUCCGGGAACAAAAAGUGGAUCAUCCAGGUGCCCAUCCUGGCCUCCAUUGUGCUCAACUUCAUCCUCUUCAUCAAUAUCGUCCGGGUGCUCGCCACCAAGCUGCGGGAGACCAACGCUGGCCGGUGUGACACGCGGCAGCAGUACCGGAAGCUGCUCAAAUCCACGCUGGUGCUCAUGCCCCUCUUUGGCGUCCACUACAUCGUCUUCAUGGCCACACCAUACACCGAGGUCUCAGGGACGCUCUGGCAAGUCCAGAUGCACUAUGAGAUGCUCUUCAACUCCUUCCAGGGAUUUUUUGUCGCCAUCAUAUACUGUUUCUGCAAUGGCGAGGUACAAGCUGAGAUCAAGAAAUCUUGGAGCCGCUGGACACUGGCACUGGACUUCAAGCGCAAGGCACGCAGCGGGAGCAGCAGCUAUAGCUAUGGCCCCAUGGUGUCCCACACAAGUGUGACCAACGUCGGCCCCCGUGUGGGACUCGGCCUGCCCCUCAGCCCCCGCCUACUGCCCACUGCCACCACCAAUGGCCACCCUCAGCUGCCUGGCCAUGCCAAGCCAGGGGCCCCAGCUCUGGAGACCCUUGAGACCACACCACCUGCCGUGGCUGCUCCCAAGGACGAUGGGUUCCUCAACGGCUCCUGCUCAGGCCUGGACGAGGAGGCCUCUGGGCCUGAGCGGCCACCCGCCCUGCUACAGGAAGAGUGGGAGACAGUCAUGUGACCAGGCGCUGGGGGCUGGACCUGCUGACAUGGUGGAUGGACAGAUGGACCAAAGAUGGGUGGUUGAAUGGUUGCCCACUCAGAGCUGGGGCCAAGAGGAAAAACAGGGAAAAAGAGAAAAAAAAAAAAAAAA
This is a messenger RNA of Piliocolobus tephrosceles (Ugandan red Colobus), 2137 nucleotides long. It is a transcript of the gene PTH1R, whose product is annotated as parathyroid hormone 1 receptor. Gene Ontology annotation, cellular component: plasma membrane. Gene Ontology annotation, molecular function: parathyroid hormone receptor activity; G protein-coupled peptide receptor activity; peptide hormone binding. NCBI's taxonomy places the organism in Eukaryota, Metazoa, Chordata, Mammalia, Primates, Cercopithecidae. The transcript has 16 exons. The record is from RefSeq and is a predicted model, not a curated record. The coding region runs from base 224 to 2005 and encodes 593 amino acids. Gene Ontology annotation, biological process: cell surface receptor signaling pathway; adenylate cyclase-activating G protein-coupled receptor signaling pathway; intracellular calcium ion homeostasis.